UCAUAAACUCCCUUUCUCUCUCUAAACAAAAACACCUACACAAAAUAUAAAUAUAUCACUUAAUAGUUUCUCACCAUUCAAUAUUUUUCUCCAUAUAUAAUGUCCUCAAAAUUAUCAGUUUCUUCUUCCUUCAUUCUUUUCAUCUUCAUUUUCUUCUCCAACAACAAAGGAAUUGAUGGUACUACUUUUAAUUUAAUAAACAGAUGUGAUUACAACGUAUGGCCCGGAAUAUUAGCCAAUGCAGGUAGUGAUAAACUGGAUAGUACCGGGUUCAUACUUGCCCCGGGUGAUUCACGGGUAUUCCAACCUCCACAACAAUGGUCGGGUCGGAUCUGGGGUCGAACCGGUUGUAAUUUCGAUCCCAACACCGGUCAAGGAAAUUGUGCCACCGGCGAUUGUAGAUCAAACCAAAUAGAAUGCAAUGGCGCCGGAGCAACUCCCCCAGCCACCCUCGCGGAAUUCACGAUUUUCUCAGGUGUAAAGCAAGAUUUCUACGAUAUUAGUUUAGUUGACGGAUACAAUUUACCAAUGGCAAUCCAAGCGGUUGGCGGGUCGGGUUCAUGCGAUACGACGGGUUGUGUGAAGGAUUUGAACCGAAUGUGCCCGAAUGAGUUACGGGUCGGGGACGGGCAAGCAUGCAAAAGUGCAUGUGAAGCAUUUGGUACGCCGGAAUAUUGUUGCAGCGGCGCGUACGGUUCACCUUCCACCUGUAAGCCGUCAAGUUACUCGGCGAUGUUUAAAAACGCGUGCCCAAAAUCGUAUAGCUACGCAUACGAUGAUCCUACGAGUACAUUUACGUGUACAGGAGCUGAUUAUACGAUAACAUUCUGUCCUUCAUUAACAAGUCAAAAAUCUUCGAGAGAUUCUUCGCCAUUGAACGGCAACGGAAAGGGAUUUUCGAUCGGAAAUGGCGGAUCCGGGUCGGGUACCAGUCCAGCGGAGGAUCCAUUUCCAUUUGGCAGUUCAUGGUUACCAGAUUUUAUGACAGGGGACUCAUCACAAACAAAAUUUUCUAAUUUUCACUUAAAAAUUGCAUUAUUUAUCUUUUUAUUUCUUCACCUUUUAUUAAUAUUUUAAUUUUUUCCGAUUUAAUUUCUAUAUUUCAUGGUGACUUUGAGAUAUUCACAUUUGAAGGAGAUCAAGAAAAAAAAAAGGCUGAUGAUUUUUUUUUCUUCAUGUAAAGCACAUUUUUAUAGGUUUCACAUGUAUAGAGAUUUUAAUUUGCAAUUUUUUGAAGUAGUAAAUAUUAUUUCAGUGUUCACAUUUGCUUUUGUACUACUUUUUAUUUUUAAGAAAACAUCUAUGAACAUUUGUAAGAUUCAGAAAAGGAGAGAACUUUAUUGAA
This is a messenger RNA of Solanum lycopersicum (tomato), 1345 nucleotides long. RefSeq names its product thaumatin-like protein 1. Gene Ontology annotation, biological process: defense response. Gene Ontology annotation, cellular component: extracellular region. Lineage: Eukaryota; Viridiplantae; Streptophyta; Magnoliopsida; Solanales; Solanaceae. The record is from RefSeq and is a predicted model, not a curated record.